UAAAAAGUGAGAGAGAGAGAUAGAGAACUAUCUAGAGAGCAUUACCAAGAACAACACAACACCACAAAGCCUUCUGCUUUUAUUUAUUUCCAAGUCCGUGUAAUAAUAAUAAUAAAAAAAAGAUUACUCCUACUUUGUUCCUUGUUUAUAUCUGGGUUUGCUUUGCACUACAGUACUUCUUUUGGUGCAAAGAUCCCGAAACGCGAAAAAUCAAAAAAGGAAGAAUCUUUCUUUCUAUUUCUCUCCCGAUGAGGAUCCGGAAACGACAAGUGCCUCUUCCUCUUUCGUCUCUGUUACCUGUUCCUCUCUCAGAUCUCUACUUUAACCUCUCACCGACGGCCACCGCCCGAUACUUUUGCGGCGAAGAUAGCGACGGUGUUUUUGCUUCUCUUCAGCUUUCCCCCAUUUCUGAUCGGUUGAUUCCAAGUGAUGCGACGAGGAAGAAGAAGAAGAAGGAGGAGGAGGAUGAUAAAUCUUUGGAUGAUGAUGAUGAUGAUGAUAAUGGUGAUGGCGAUGCAGACGUGAAGAGUAGUACUGAUGCAUCGAGCAGCAAGAACGUUAGAGAACCCGAGUCUUCAACACAAGUUGUCGAGAAGAAUGAAAAGGUUGUGUCUUUGAGAAAAAGGAGAGGCUUUAGAAGCUUCGAGGAACAAGAAGAAGAUGAGGAAGAAGAAGAAGCUAGUGGCGGUGGAGGCGGUAAUAAAGGGAAGAGGAAAGCGAAAAAGAGUGGUGCGUUAGAGGAAGGAUCACGGUGCAGCCGCGUUAACGGUAGAGGAUGGAGAUGUUGUCAGCAAACGCUUGUUGGUUAUUCCCUUUGUGAGCAUCAUCUUGGUAAAGGAAGGGUUAGGAGCAUGAACAAGAGUGCAGGCGGUCGUGGUGGCCAAGGCGGUGGUGGCCGAGGCGGCGAGAAAAAGGCGGUGGUGGUGGAAGUGAAGAAGAAGACGGUGAAGCUUGGGAUGGUUAAGGCGCGUUCAAUAAGUAGUUUGCUUGGACAAACCAGCACAAGUAGUGGCAAUGCUGAUGUUGUUGUUGCUAAUGUGAGCGAGAUAAGUGCACCUACUGAUCAGUUUGCUGCUUAUGAUAAGUAAGUCUGUCGAUCAGCAUUUACAUUUAUGUGUGUAUAUGUUUGUUUUAUGUACAUGAACAUGAUGAUAAUGGACAUAGCUCUAUGUAUUGGGUGUGUGAACAUGAGUGUGUAGAUUGAUCGACUACUUAGUUGACGCUUGCUCUUGAUUUUAUAUAUAGAGAGAGAUAUU
Eutrema salsugineum is the source of this 1256-nucleotide messenger RNA. Its product is annotated as FK506-binding protein 3. The transcript is spliced from 4 exons. The record is from RefSeq and is a predicted model, not a curated record. The coding region runs from base 249 to 1088 and encodes 279 amino acids. NCBI's taxonomy places the organism in Eukaryota, Viridiplantae, Streptophyta, Magnoliopsida, Brassicales, Brassicaceae.